Molecule: messenger RNA, 1881 nt
Organism: Drosophila hydei
Lineage: Eukaryota; Metazoa; Arthropoda; Insecta; Diptera; Drosophilidae
Exons: 6
Coding region: 495-1733 (412 amino acids)
Source: RefSeq, a predicted model, not a curated record
GGAAGGAGGAGGUUGACAUUCACUUGUUGAUAGUACUAAUUGUUGUCGGUACCGCAACUGUCGUAACUGAUUGGGUUAUUCAACUGAUAUGUCAUAUCAUCAUUAUACGACUCGAAUCAAAAAAGCAAUGCUUAAUCAGCAAUCGCAUGUAGUAGUGAAUAUACAAGAGUAUACUAGUCGAGACCGCCUGACUAAAAGUUACUCUAUAACCCACGCUAGUUCUUAUAUACGUGUAUAUGGUGAUAUUGAAUUCGUGGAAGUGCAUCACUUUAAAAUGUAAAAGAGAGACUCUCUCCGUAUACACAUACAUAUGGUAAUAGAUCAACUCAGUCAGUGUUUUUUAUGUGCGGUAUGAUCAACGCCUGCUUCUGUCAUUAUAUCGUGUCAUUUUGGAAAGCUGUGCCAUGAAAAGCGGGGCAUAACUGCUUUGCGAUUUCAUUCAGUCACUACAAGUCGGCUAAACCAUACAUACAAUAUAUUGCGGACCCUUUAGAAUGGGAGAAGUGCCAGAAAUUAAAGAUUUUCACAAAGUUAUUGAGCUGUACUUACAAGGCGCCAAGCUCGAAUCCUACGAGAGCCGAUAUCUCACCAAGCCCGGGGAUAAUUAUGGAAGUCUUAUGUUAGCUAUAAGUGCGAAAAUUAAGCAAUCAAAUGAUAUGAUGAAGGAUUUGCAUAUGAUUGCAAAACUACCGCCACUCACCAACGAUUUGUAUUGGCAAAUCUUCCAGCCCGAACGAACGUGCAUUACGGAAAAUGCUGUCUAUCAGUACUUGGCACCCGAGAUAGAGAAGCUACAACUGGAAUCAGGUGUUCUGCCUGUCAAUCUGUUUGAUGGCUUUCCCCGUUACUUUGGCUCACGUAUUUCACUCAACCCUGAAGCCACUAAAGUGGAUCGAGAUGCGGUCCUAGUGCAGGAAAACCUAACCAUACGCGGCUAUCAACCUGGGGACAGACACAAGUCUUACGACUUGCAACACACUGUGCUUAUCCUUCAUUACAUGGCCCAGUUUCAUGCAUUGCCCCUUGCCCUGCGCCUCAAGAAACCAAAAGUCUUUGAUUCAAAAAUUCGCCCCUAUUUCAAAAAAUUCGAUAUGAAUGAAAACAUGGAAGAGGACACUCAGGUUAUGUUAAAAGAGGAAAGUUUAAGGGAAAUUAGGGAUAUCUUCGACGGUGACGAGACAAUCGUUAACGGUGUAAAGAAAUUGCAAGAUAUAUAUGAUGAAUUCCAAAUAGCCGACGAGGUGGAGGAUAGUCCCUGGACUUCCAUAGUUCAUAUGGACCUAUGGAUAAAUAACUUGAUGGUCAAAUAUGAUGAGUCUGGACUGCCCGUUAAGCUUAAGUUUGUCGACUUUCAAAUUGCUCAAUAUGAGUCAGUGAUUCACGACUUAAUUUUCUUACUGCUCUCGAGCGUGGAUACAUCAGUAUUGGAGGAAAACUAUUAUAACUUUCUACGCAUCUAUUACGAAGCAUUUAUAAAAUCCUUGAAACGGGCAAAUGUGGAUACAUCCAAAUACACCUACGAAACCUAUCUUGAUGAAGUUCAACGUGUCGCACCUGUGCAAGUGCCACAUGCUCUGUUUAUGACAAAGGUACUCUUGGCCGACAACAAUACGCUGCCAAGCGAUUACAAAGACGUUGACUUGACGAUGUUGACUAAAAAAGGAAGUGAACAAAUCAUUACGAAGCUAAGAGACAUUAUCAGAUUGGCAAGAGAGUUUAACAUAUUUUAUUAACUUAUCAACUACGUCUGUAAACUUAUCAACUACUUCUGAUUAAAUAUUACUUGCCUUAAACUUAUGACGCUUACUUUACAAAGUGAGAGCGUAAAACACAGAAAAUAAAACUAACUAAUGAUAAGCCACAAUAAGCGUUAUCUGAGUG